Molecule: messenger RNA, 1101 nt
Organism: Closterium sp. NIES-67
Lineage: Eukaryota; Viridiplantae; Streptophyta; Zygnematophyceae; Desmidiales; Closteriaceae
Source: the annotation of a GenBank genome assembly
ACCUUUGCGGAGAAGAGCUCGAGGUGUUUUCGACAGUCCAAUCCAACCACAAAGCCCAGCCAACCAAGAGGUGAUCCCAGGGGCGAGUAGUACAUCUCACCGCAUCGCGCCUGAAUAGCCGGGGCUGCCUCGCGUCGCUCUCGAUUCUGUCGCUGCCGCCCGCGAAACGUUUUUCCAACCAAGUGCCAACUAGCGACGACACUGCGGGUUCCGGCGAUCCGCACUGGGCGCGCAUUCAGCUGGUCGCGGCGACCAUCAGCAUCGCGCACCUCGCCGCCCCCUCCACCCUCGCCCGUGCCGCGUGCCACCCGAGCGCCGCUGCAAGGCGCGCGCGGAGCGUCAGAGAGGGCGAGAGAGACAGCGACGCGGCGAUCGCGAGUCCGCCUGGGAGAUGGCGGAGCAGCAGGCAGGACCCACGCAGGUAUCGGUGAAGGACAUUCCAAAGCUCCCCGUGGAGCACGUGCGGCAGAUCCGCGAGCAGGUGGAGCAGGAGGUGAAGGUGCUUGGUGAUUCGCUCGCCAGCCUGCGGGCGGCGCUCGCCAGAAUAGACGCGUCCAGGGCGGCCGUGGAGAGCAUGGCGCGACAGAAGGAAGGCCAGAGCAUGCUGGUGCCUUUGACCGGCUCCAUGUACAUCGCUGGCACCGUGGCAGAGCCCUCCCACGUGCUCAUUGAUGUCGGCGCCGGCUACUAUAUCGAGAAGUCAGUGGAGGACGCCAUGGGGUACUGCAUUCGCAAGGCGGAGCUGCUGAGGGCCAACCAUGACAAGUUCAGCGAGGUGGCGCGUGCGAAGCGGCAGCUGCUGGAGGAGGUGACGAUGGUGCUGCAGGCGAAGGUGAGGGCCGCCGUGCAGCAGCAGGGCGCGGCAGCAGGGGGGGUGCCACCAGCCCGAGUGGAGGCAGCGGCCUCGUGACUCGCCCUGCUUGCAAUGGAAUUGUUAGUGAACCGUAGCAGAAGCCUGAUUUGUGAUAACAGCCUUCUGGUGUACCUAUGUAGUAAGUGCGCUCCAGAUGCAUGACGCACAGCAUAGGUGGGUUUCGGGAUGUAUGAAUAUUAGUUUGUCCUACAACAACGUUUCGAGCGCUCCAUGUGCAUGAGAUGAGA